Molecule: messenger RNA, 2733 nt
Organism: Galeopterus variegatus (Sunda flying lemur)
Lineage: Eukaryota; Metazoa; Chordata; Mammalia; Dermoptera; Cynocephalidae
Gene: NRG1
Product: neuregulin 1
Exons: 9
Coding region: 432-1985 (517 amino acids)
Biological process (GO): cell differentiation; nervous system development; animal organ development
Molecular function (GO): protein tyrosine kinase activator activity; chemorepellent activity
Source: RefSeq, a predicted model, not a curated record
UUGCUUUUACUUCUCCUGCAUGACAGUUGUUUUCUCCGUCUCGGCAGACACCAGCUUCAGAUGCUCGAGGUGAGGAACAUGCCUUUCACUUUGGGCUACUGGUUUACUUAAUGCACCAGCCGUCAGCUCGGCUUCUCUUUGGGCCCCUGCCCUCUUGAGGAGCUGGGAUGGUUUGGAGGAGCAUUGCAAAGAACUAGAAAAGUGGCCCAGAAACAGCAGCUCAAGAAUUAUUAAGAUACAAUUUUAUUUUUUUAGUUGCUAGGAGCUUUUUCCCCUCCUUGCUUCCCUCUGAACUCUUCUUGCUUUGGAUAAUGGCCUUGGACUUGGACGACUUAUCGAUUUCCCCCUGUAAGAUGCUGUAUCAUUUGGUUGGGGGUGGCUGUGCAUGGUAGUGGACGGUGACAGAGGCCAGGCCUUCUGGAGGUGAGCCGAUGGAGAUUUAUUCCCCAGACAUGUCUGAGGUAGCUGCGGAGAGGUCCUCCAGCCCCUCCACUCAGCUGAGUGCAGACCCAUCUCUCGACGGGCUUCCGGCCGCAGAAGACAUGCCAGAGACCCAGACUGAAGAUGGGGGGACCCCUGGACUGGUGGGCCUGGCCAUCCCCUGCUGCGUGUGCCUGGAAGCCGAGCGCCUGAGAGGUUGCCUCAACUCGGAGAAGAUCUGCAUUGUGCCCAUUCUGGCUUGCCUGGUCAGCCUCUGCCUCUGCAUUGCCGGCCUCAAGUGGGUGUUUGUGGACAAGAUAUUUGAGUAUGACUCUCCAACUCACCUUGACCCUGGGGGGUUAGGCCAGGACCCUGUUAUUUCUCUGGAUCCAACUGCUGUCUCAGCUGUGCGAGUAUCGUCCGAGGCAUACACCUCACCUGUCUCCAGGGCUCAAUCUGAAGCCGAGGUUCAAGUUACCAGGGAAGUUGACAAUGCUGUCACAUCCUCCAAACCUUCAGCCGCACCAACCCUGAAGAAUCGUAAUUUUGCUGUUUCUUUCCUGCCUUCCACUGCACCAUCCUUCCCUUCAUCCACGCGGAACGCUGAGGUGAGAACACCCAAGUCAGCAACUCAGCCACAAACAACAGAAACUAAUCUGCAAACUGCUCCUAAACUUUCCACAUCCACAUCUACCACCGGGACAAGCCAUCUCGUGAAGUGCGCCGAGAAGGAGAAAACUUUCUGUGUGAAUGGAGGAGAGUGCUUCAUGGUGAAAGACCUUUCAAACCCCUCCAGAUACUUGUGCAAGUGCCAACCUGGAUUCACUGGAGCAAGAUGUACUGAGAAUGUGCCCAUGAAAGUCCAAAACCAAGAAAAAGCGGAGGAGCUCUACCAGAAGAGAGUGCUGACCAUAACGGGCAUCUGCAUCGCUCUGCUAGUGGUCGGCAUCAUGUGUGUGGUGGCCUACUGCAAAACAAAGAAACAGCGGAAAAAGCUCCAUGACCGGCUUCGGCAGAGUCUUCGUUCUGAACGCCACAACAUGGUGAACAUAGCCAACGGACCCCACCACCCUAACCCGCCCCCCGAGAACGUGCAGCUGGUGAAUCAAUAUGUAUCUAAAAAUGUCAUCUCUAGUGAGCACAUUGUUGAGAGAGAAGCAGAGACAUCUUUUUCCACCAGCCACUAUACCUCGACAGCACAUCACUCCACUACUGUCACCCAGACUCCUAGUCACAGCUGGAGCAACGGGCACACUGAAAGCAUCAUUUCGGAAAGUCACUCUGUAAUCAUGAUGUCAUCAGUAGAAAACAGUAGGCACAGCAGUCCAACUGGGGGCCCAAGAGGACGUCUCAAUGGCAUAGGAGGCCCUCGUGAAUGUAACAGCUUCCUCAGGCAUGCCAGAGAAACCCCUGACUCCUACCGAGACUCUCCUCACAGUGAAAGACAUAACCUUAUAGCUGAGCUAAGGAGAAACAAGGCACACAGAUCCAAAUGCAUGCAGAUCCAGCUAUCAGCAACUCAUCUUAGAUCUUCUUCCAUUCCCCAUUUGGGCUUCAUUCUCUAAGACCCCUUGGCCUUUAGGAAGGUUUGUGUCAGCCAUGACCACCCCGGCUCGUAUGUCACCUGUAGAUUUCCACACGCCAAGCUCCCCCAAAUCGCCCCCUUCGGAAAUGUCUCCACCCGUUUCCAGCAUGACGGUGUCCAUGCCCUCCGUGGCAGUCAGCCCCUUCGUGGAAGAAGAGAGACCUCUGCUUCUCGUGACACCACCAAGGCUGCAGGAGAAGAAGCAUGCCCACCACCCUCAACAGUUCCCCUCCUUCCACCACAACCCCGCGCAUGAGAGCAACAGCCUUCCCCCUAGCCCCCUGAGGAUAGUGGAGGAUGAGGAGUAUGAAACGACCCAGGAGUAUGAGCCCGCUCAGGAGCCUGUUAAGAAACUCGCCAGUAGCCGGCGGGCCAAAAGAACCAAGCCCGAUGGCCACAUUGCCAACAGGUUGGAAAUGGACAGCAACACAAGCUCCCGGAGCAGUAACUCAGAGAGUGAAGCAGAAGACGAAAGAGUAGGUGAAGACACACCUUUCCUGGGCAUACAGAACCCCCUGGCAGCCGGUCUUGAGGCAGCACCUGCCUUCCGCCUGGCUGACAGCAGGACUAACCCAGCAGGCCGCUUCUCGACACAGGAAGAAUUGCAGGCCAGGCUGUCUAGUGUAAUUGCUAACCAAGACCCUAUUGCUGUAUAAACCCUAAAUAAACACAUAGAUUCACCUGUAAAACUUUAUUUUAUAUAAUAAAGUAUUCCACCUUAAAUUAAA